Molecule: messenger RNA, 504 nt
Organism: Syngnathoides biaculeatus (alligator pipefish)
Lineage: Eukaryota; Metazoa; Chordata; Actinopteri; Syngnathiformes; Syngnathidae
Exons: 3
Source: RefSeq, a predicted model, not a curated record
AUGAACGCUCGAGGGCGCCAACACGCAGAACACGACGACGAAGGUUCCACGGACCUUGAUCUUCGACUUGAUUGGAUUGGCGACACGCCCACCACCCCGGAAACAAGCCGGCAAGGCGUCGCGGCCACUCGGCUUCAACUGGAACGGGGCGCCUGGUUCGUAGGCUCCGUCCUCCUCCGUCGUCCUCCACCCAGAAGGCGUCCGGCGCUGAAAAACGCCGGCAGGGCCAUCAUCAAGAGCCCCGGCGUCCCGCGCCACAGGCACCGAACGAGCGUCGUCGUUUGAUUUUCCUCCCCGAAACAGAACCGGACGCACACCAAAGAGACUCUGCCGGAGGGGAUGACGUUCCGCCUCAAGUACUUGGGAAUGACGCUGGUGGGCCAGCCCAAAGGCGAGGACACGGCCGCAGGGUCGUCGCCACGGUGAGGGGCGGGAACCGCCCGAAGCGCGGUCCCAAUGUGGCCAAAAACUUGGAGACGGGCGGCGCUGUGACACUGGCGUCUU